Molecule: messenger RNA, 795 nt
Organism: Talaromyces rugulosus
Lineage: Eukaryota; Fungi; Ascomycota; Eurotiomycetes; Eurotiales; Trichocomaceae
Exons: 1
Coding region: 1-795 (264 amino acids)
Source: RefSeq, a predicted model, not a curated record
AUGAAGACUGAAAUGAUUGCAGCAGCUGGCCUGCUAGCCACAGCCGCCAAGGCUGAUUCUAUCUUCAGUGGAAAUGGAUUCGGCACAUACUACUACGACAUCGACUCUCCUUCCGCCUGCAGCACCGAUUUCUCGGUCGCAAAUACCGGCCAGGUUGAGUGCAGUCUUACCCAGGUGUAUACUCUCGAAGAUGUCGGCUCCGAAUACCUCGUUGCCAUGAACCACAGUCAACUGAUUUCCGAUAUGGGAAAAUACUGCGGCAAGAAGGUCGAGGUCACAGUCAACGGUGUCAAGUCUGAUCUGCCCCUUUUCAUUGGUGACGGAUGCUACCGAUGCUCCCAGGGAACACCUGAUCAGGAUACUUGGCAACCUGACGGCUCUCCCGGCCUAGACUUUAGCUUCUCAGUGCUGGAUAAACUUUCUUCGGAGGCAUGCACCGAUGGCCAUAUCGAUAUCAGUUGGGAGAUCGUUGAUGAGUCGCUUUAUACCUUUGACUAUGAUGGAUCAGGAACUCCCCAGGGUCCCGUUAGCGGUGUCACCACUACUGCCAUUACUACCACUACGUCUCCUACUACUUCUCCGUCGGGAUCUGCUUCCCCUACCACAUUGGCGACAACCACUUCGCCUGCCUCGGCCUCUGCCACGCCGACUAGCUCCUCGUGCAGCAGCAACACCUGGCAAUGCAACAGCGAUUCGACUGCCCUUGAGCAGUGCGUCAACAGCAGCUGGACCACUGUCGAGACCUGCGGCACUGGAACUACCUGCCAGGGUACCUCCAACCCCUACUGCGCCUAG